This is a messenger RNA of Boeremia exigua, 870 nucleotides long. RefSeq lists its product as uncharacterized. The coding region runs from base 1 to 870 and encodes 289 amino acids. The transcript is spliced from 2 exons. Lineage: Eukaryota; Fungi; Ascomycota; Dothideomycetes; Pleosporales; Didymellaceae. The record is from RefSeq and is a predicted model, not a curated record.
AUGACCUCUAUAGAUGUCCUUCAUGAGAUCGUACCAGGCUAUCCGAAGCUAGCGGCACGUAUAGAGCUCCAGCCCGAGCUCGCAAUAUACCGCAGAUUCGUUGCUCUGAACGCUCAGAAUCUUCUAUAUUUUCAGGCAGAGUUGACAGACCUUGAACGAACCCUGAGAGAGCAACAAGUUAUCGACCACAGAGACGGAACCGGAAACAAGUCCAGAUAUGCGGUACAUUGGUAUUGGUUGAAGGAAUCGGAGAGAGACAGGGAUACCGACCAGCUUGAGCUUGUCAUGAGAGUCCGGGAGGUUCUCAAGGAGUACAGUGCUCAAGCUGGAGUGAUCAGUGCUAACUCUCCAGAUCACGCCCUGAUGCAGCAAUCCGCAAUUCUGAACUACCCAAACCCAGAUAGAUGGGACCUUCAUCACAUGCAAGAUUAUCUACAAUCAGCAGAGAUGGGCAAAAUGGCCUUAAGAGGAUUUGAUGCAGACAUCUGGGGUACGGCACUGCAACGCGACGACCACAAGUGCGAUCUCGUCACUCUGCGCCCGCGAGCGCGAGAAGACCCUUUCUCGAAAUGGGUGAACGAGAACGCCAUCGUCAGAUUCUUCCGGUGUGGGUGCGCGCGCAGAAUGAAGCCCUCGCCGGUGCAUGGAAUGAUUGGCUACGAGGAUACAACAGUCUUCCGCAUAACCUACUGGUUCACGAGUAUCUUGGCUUCUCUGCUUCUGGUCGCUUCGAUCGCGAUUUUGUAUAGCGUUGAAUCCGUUCCUGCGCGCCUGGGUAUCAUUGCUGCUUUCAACGUCGUCGUCUCGAUAUGUUUGAUGGGCCUGGCAAACGCGAAACGCGCAGAGGUCUUCGCUAUUACAGCUGCGUGA